AGGCAAAUACGUUUAUAGUUUGAUCAUAAGAAGAAGAAGAGAAAGGAGAAACAAGAAAGAAGAUGCAGUCGGCGAAGGAAAAGAUCAGCGACAUGGCCAGUACGGCCAAGGAGAAGCUCAACAUCGGAGGCGCGAAGGCUCAAGGUCAUGCGGAGAAGACGAUGGCGAGGACCAAAAAAGAGAAGAAGUUGGCCGAGGAGCGAGAGAAGUCUAAGGAGGCACAGGCCAAGGCUGACCUCCACGAAUCCAAGGCUGAGCAUGCGGCUGACGCUCAGGUUCAUGGCCACCAUCUUCCUGGUCACUCCACCUACCCUACCCGAUCUACGGGUGCUGCUUACCCGCCAGGACAGAUCUAAACCUAGCUAGCUUUAUAUGGGCUAUAUCAUAAUUAAGUUAACGGUCUAGUUUACCGAUAUAAUAAGAAUGUUUUUUCUAAUAUAUAAUAAGAUUAGCCGUCUUGAAAUUUUAUUGGGUAGUUUUUAUAAAUUUUGAUUUCUUUUCUUUCUUUUCUUUUUCCUGUUAUUUUCUUUUUAUGUUUAUGGAUAGAUGUCAUAAUGUAAUCUCGCAGAAAUAAACUUACUUAAAUAA
Messenger RNA from Camelina sativa (false flax), 588 nucleotides. The record is from RefSeq and is a predicted model, not a curated record. Lineage: Eukaryota; Viridiplantae; Streptophyta; Magnoliopsida; Brassicales; Brassicaceae.